This is a messenger RNA of Mya arenaria, 4027 nucleotides long. RefSeq names its product trafficking protein particle complex subunit 11-like. The transcript is spliced from 29 exons. The coding region runs from base 178 to 3537 and encodes 1119 amino acids. The record is from RefSeq and is a predicted model, not a curated record. Lineage: Eukaryota; Metazoa; Mollusca; Bivalvia; Myida; Myidae.
AUAAUAUCAAAGUUGACAUAUCCCCCAAAUGUUCAAGUUGUCACAAACGGGGCAAACUAUGAUGCAUUAUCUGCUUUUGUGAACGCUUUGUUGUCUGUGUCUUUAAAUAUUUUUUAUAAAAGAUUUUGCAGAUUACCUAAUAGUACUGUCAGAAAUCCAAAGUACUGAGACUGCAAAAUGUCUUGGGCAAGUAGUCUGCCAGAAGAACUUGUUUGCCGUCCAACUGGGCUUAUUUUCCUGACUGGUCUGGAUGUGACAUACAAUGCUGUUCACAAGUCAAUCUGGGACUCAUUCUGCAACAACCGGCGCCCAGAUAGGGUCCCGUUACAAUUCCAAGUGGUCAUGGGAGACCAUGAAUACCCGAAGUGUAGGACUAACAAGCGGCAGUCCUAUGAAUGGUACAUUCCAAAGGGCAUUCUGAAGAGUGGUUGGAUGAAGAAGCACCUUGGCCAAGUGCCGGCUGUAGUUGUUGUCUUCUACGAUCUUGAUUGGGACGAAGGCAUGUGGAAGGAAAAACAAAUGGAGUGUGCCACCAGGGUAGAGAUUGUCAGAAACAGCCUGCAGGGUCGUGGAACAAAGGUGUGUGUGGUGCUGAUCCAGAAGGCUGCCCCACUACCCCCAGGGGAGGAUGUUGUAGCUGCUGAGAGGGCUGCUGCCCUGUGUAGCUCCUGCGAGCUCUCUGCCAAACACCUAUAUGUCCUUCCACAGACUGACCACCUCAUUGGAUACACCAUCAGACUGGAGAAUGCCUUCUAUGAGCUGUCACAGGCAUACUACCAUGGUGAGUCACGCAAGGUGAAAUCCCACAAGGACUUCCUCAACAGGACCACACACCAGUUGCUGUUUGUUCGACACCAGUUUAAGAUUGCCUUCUUCAAUGAACUGAAGCAAGACACACACACGGCAAUAAAGCACUACAAGCAGGCGUAUGGUCAUGUCCUGGAGUUGAGAAUGCAUGACACCAACAUCUUGGAGAACAAAAACAUUGCUGGAUACAUCAACUAUAAGAUAUGCAGGCUGUCAUUCCAACACAAUGCACCACUUGAUGGUAUUGCUCAGUUCAGGAAGCAUAUUGACUUCUUCAAAUCCAGGGUUGGAAUUGCAGACCUAGCAUUUGAACACAGUGCAUGGAUGUCUAAACAGUUCCAGGUGUUUGGUGACCUGUUUGAUGAAGCAAUCAAACUUGGGCUCACAGCCAUCCAGACCCAACAUCCGGGCUUCUACUACCAGCAGGCUGCCAACCACGCCAUCGCACGCAAACAUCUCGCCCGAGGAACUUGCAAGGCUCUUACUUCACCAUUGAGCCCAGACCCGCUGGAAAGUCUUGCUAAUCUGGACUUCUAUGGCCAGCGACCCUGGAGGCAGGGACACCAGAGUAUUGACCCCCCUGACCAGCAAAGAGAGAAGGAAGGGAUUGCAGCCCUCCAGGCCCAGGAACUUAAGGAGGAUCACUCUUGGCUGAUCAUUCCCCUGUUAAACAGUGCUGUGGCUCAGUUUAAGAAGUAUAAGUCCUUACGGAUGAAACGAUUCCUCAUGGUGCAGAUGGGAGAAGAAUAUUUCCAUGCCAAGGACUACCAGAGAGCCCUAAUGUUGUUGAGCAAGGUGACAUGGGAGUACCGUGGAGAACGCUGGUGGUCCCUGCUUACCUCCAUUCUUACCACAGCCCUCAAGUGUGCCUACCUGACUGGCCGCCUGCAGGACUACGUUGUCAACUGUGUUGAGCUCAUUGGACCUUAUACUACAUGUUCUGUGGAAGAGAAAACACGAAUACAAAUGAACCUUCUGCGUGUCAUGUCUAAUGAUGCUCCUGAUGCAGAGCCUGGGCUGGACAGUGGGUGUGUGGAGAAGGCCCGCUCCCUGUGGACCCCCACAUCGGAACCCUUUGUGUUUAAUGUGGAGAUGCAGAACAUUGUGCCAUGUGUUGAGUGUAAGGCAAGGUUCACGUCGUUGACAGUGGCCGCGGAUGAGGAGGUGGGGCUUGAGGUCUACAUCAGAGUUCGCUGCCCCUUUCCUGUCAGGUUUUCCAAAGUCAGCGUCUCGCUCAACAACCCGAUGUACAACCAGUACCUGGAGGUGAUCGAUGGUCAUGGUAUCUCUGCGGCAUCAGAGGGUGAGAGUCGGGAGGGGAACUUGUACCUGGUCCCUGGCACCACACGACGUUACUCGUUCUCCUUCCUCCCCGUACAGGAGGACGUGGGCAGUCAGCUUGAGAUUACUGGUGUAUGUGUGGUUUUGGGUUCUGAGACCGCUCGUUGUGGUGUUAUGACAUGGGUGGGGGCCGGAGGGGAUGCCCUACCCCCUAUACAGACUGCCCUCACACUCCUGCCCAGGAAACUCCGCUUACACACUAUAGACUGGGACCAGAUCGACACAGACAGUGUCACAAAGAUAGUAUCAAGACCAGCGCACUUGGACAUCUGUCUCCAGCACGAGGCUCCGAGUCUGCAGAACGAGUUUUACCAGAUCCGUGUGGUCGUCCAUAACCGUGAAGACACCGCCAUCACCAAUGUCAGUCUGUGUGUCACAGUUCCUGAGAGGGAUGACUUUGAUAGGGCCACCCACCUGAGUGUUGACCUGCCAGAGUUUGAUGGCCAUGUGGUUGGGCGGCUGGCCUACAUUGACCUUGGCUCACUCGAACCUGCAGCAGAGACGGCCAAAAACAUCUUUGUCAAAUGUCUCCAAACGGGGCCAAAACUUAUUACAUUCCAAGUCGAUUACAGCAUAGAUGUUAAGGCCAAGGGGCAUGUGAUCCCAUGUGAAUGCAGCAAGCUGGAAUCACUCACCUUGAACACUGUCAGCGCCUUUGAGGUCUCUGUCAAACUCAUGAACAUGAAGUUUGAGACAAUCGAGGCUGUACAGGCAGAGGAGCCAUUCCUGCUGAUGCCAGAGCUGAAAUGUACAUCCCCCUGGCCCGUGGACAUCCAGGAUAGUGACCUGCAACUGAAUAGUUACAUUGCGAAAGAAGAUGAGACCAAGUCACAGCUACCUGGAGUGUGUCUGGAAAAGAGUGAGUGUGCGGCGGAGUGUUACUGUCUCACGUCAGCCAACACCGUUCCUGCCUCCGUCAACCUCGGCAGCUAUGUGCUCCACUGGAAAAGGCGCCAGUCUGACAAGGCCGGAACUAUAGAGCAUCCUUCCGUGACGAGCCUGUUUUCCUUGCCAACUGUGAGCGUAGAGCAUGUGCCACUGUCCAUUGACCUCCAGCUGCCUGCCUUCGGAAAGAUGAAGUGCCUGCUACCCAUCUGCUACAUGAUUACAAACCGCACGGGAUUCCCACAAGAGAUCGAGGUGAACAUGGAGGCCAGCGAGGCUUUCAUGUUCUCUGGGAAUAAACAGGUUCAUUUCCGGUUGUUACCUGGGAAACCAUAUCAGCUGACGUACAACCUGUUUCCACUGGUGGCCGGGCACGUCUCUCUGCCCAAACUUCACCUUAACAUGACACGAUAUGCUGGAACAAUGGACCCAAUCGUGCAGAAGAUGCUUCCAUCACAUAUAUUCAUUAAGCCCCUCGGCAAGAAGCAACCUGGGGAGAAAUAACCAUGACAUGGCAACGGUGUUGAAUUACAUUCCUUGAUGUUUGUGUACUAUGGCUGGUUGUUGACUGGUGUGUAACAGUGUGCUAGUGCUUUAAAUGCUUAUUGAUUAAUGAUCAUAAGGUGUGUUAAAAGCAUGUGAUGUUGGUUGUGUGAUCAGUUGUAUGUACUCCAGAAUAUCUUCCCUAGUAAAUAUAAAAUUUUUAAUCAACUUACAUGCAAAUGUAUAUUACAAAGUGUGAAUACUCUUACUUAUUGGUAAAUAUUUCAAUGUAAUCAUUAUGUAAUUCUGUAAUAAUCUUUUAAGAUGUCUCAAAUUGUUCUUGUAGCAGUUAUAACACUCCUUACCUGUGGACAAGGACAUUAGUUAUUAUUUUGUCAAAGACCAUUGACAUGUAUGUGGUCUCCAUAUUAUUGUUGAUGAUGAUUCACUAAUAAAUGUUUGUUGCUGCUCCCAUGUGCAAUAUUUGUCUUAUUAAAUUAAGUAUACAACC